GGAAGUUUCUUGGUAGCCCUUGGAUAUGUGUGGUUUCUCUCCUGGAUCCAACAAUACCUAAUUGAUGAGAGUGAUCUAUAUAAUGUACCUCGUCAUCAUCUCUAUUUCUUGGCCAUUCUUAAAGCCUUGUGCUUCUUCUGUCUGCUACUAGUAGCAAACCUGUCCUGCAAGUACUCAGAGAAGAAGGACAAGCAAUGGGAGGAGGCAACGGUCAGAAGUCCAAGAUGGCUCGCCAGAGGAACAUGGAGAAGCAAAAAGCUGCUGCCAAAGGAAGCCAGCUUGAGUCAAACAAGAAAUCAAUGACAAUACAGUGCAAGGUGUGCAUGCAGGUUUUUAUUUGCACCACGUCUGAGGUGAAGUGCAGGGAGCAUGCAGAAGCAAAACAUCCCAAAUCUGAUGUUUAUACAUGUUUCCCUCACCUUCAGAAAUGAGAAAAACAAUCCUAAAUGAGAAGGACCUGUAGAAAAGUGUUUGAAGCUUCAUCUCUCGAAUCUUCUUCUGCAUAGUCCUUCCUAGACUCUUGGAUUUUAAUUAGCUAAAGCUUUUCUCGAAUAUGUAAUAAAUGUGCACGUUUGUUAAAUCGAAGAUUGUAUUUGAAACUUGAACAUGGAUCAGCAUAAUCCAGAAUCUAAAAUACGCAAACAAAGCAAAAAGAAUUCGAGACAAA
Molecule: messenger RNA, 667 nt
Organism: Prunus mume (Japanese apricot)
Lineage: Eukaryota; Viridiplantae; Streptophyta; Magnoliopsida; Rosales; Rosaceae
Source: RefSeq, a predicted model, not a curated record